GCGAGAGAAGGCUGUGAACCGUCGUCUUUCCGCCUAUUCAUUUCGUAUCCAGUCAUACUCUGGCACCGAGUCUCGCCGGUUGAGCACUUGGUUCGUUCCCAGCCGCUGUUAACGGACAAACUCAUUGACACGUUGGUGAAGAAAAAAUCGUUUUCGGUUUUUCUUUUUUUUAUUAUUAUUCUUUUCCUACCGUUGAAUCAUUCGACGAGAGACAAGUGAUCGAAAAUCAGCGAACUGUCGAGUCGGUUCGUCAACGACGAGGUUUCCGAUCGGUUUUUAAAAAUCCUCAAAAAGUUCGAACAUCUGCGGUUAAAAAGUCACGACAUUUCAGAAUUCGUAAACACCGAUUUUCGAAAUCGGGACGAUCUUGCAACUGAGAUGGUUAUUUCUUAAUACGAAAUAUAUUAAUAAUCCAGAGAGUAACGGCGAUAAAAAUAAAUUGAAUUACCUUUUUUUUUAAAUAAUCAUUUUACUCAUUCGGAUAAAUCCAACGUCGAUGGACAUAUUGCACAAUUUUUAACAGAUCAACUGACCGACAGUCGAAGGUGUGUAAACAGCUGAGAUAACAAUCAAAAGAUCGGAUCUUGGAAAUUUUCUGCUACCAGUAUUAUAAAAAAAAAAAAAAUAGACGCCAAAUAAAAUGAAAACCUACCAAAGUGUAAAUAAAAUAGAAAGUUAAAGACAAUAAAUUUUUCCAAAUUUUGUCAUUGGAGAAUAUCAUCACUGCCAGCUACGAUACCAGCUUCAUUAAUUUCGACGCUAUUGAAGAGUGAACGACAAUUCUGUUCUAAUUCGCUAGAUAAGUGAACAGAGUUAACGGCAAUAAUAAAUACGUACAAAUAAAGUGACAGAAACUUGAUUAAAUAAAAAAUAAUAAAAUCAAAAACACAAAAUAUGGAUACGGGAACCGUUCGUCUGGUGAUUUUCUUGGGGAUGUUCCUCGUGUUCGCCGGUGAUUACACGGCUCUGAUGUCGUCGAUAUUCGGCAUCAACGCCGACAAAAACGGCACAACGUCUCUCACCAAACGGCCGCAAAGCUCGCCAAAGGAUUCGCCACGUGGUCAGUCACUGCCGGAGGAGAAAAUUUUUAUGGAUGAAAACGGAAUCUCGGCGAAGGCGAAGCUCAUGUCAACGAUAAAAAGCUCCUGCCUGCCGAAAUUGAUUUGCGAACUUACAGCGUCGACGAAUCAGGAUCAGCUCAGCGAGAUGGAAAGAUCACUCCUUAAUCUGAUAAGAGACACCAGUCUCAGCACAACAGCCGAGGUCGCAUCGAGGUAUCAUUUUGCCGCUCACAUGGGCCAGCUGAUUUCCGGUCUCGAGGGUCAAGGCUGCCACAAUUUUUACCCGACCUGCCCAUUUCCCGGUUCGACUGUUCUCAGCUUGAUGAAGAAGGUCCGGAUGCGCUGAUCGGCGAACAAGGAACAUCGCGGACGGUGGAACUCUCCGUAACUUCCUGAGUUGGGGUUGAAGUCGGCGGAGAGUUUCCUGGAUUCGCAAAACUGCGUCGCAUUCAAACGAGUAAUUAGCCCGCGGUUAAAAGUUGGACACAGUCCGAUGUAUAUUACGAAAAUUUUUGCUGUGAAAUCGUCUUGGUUUUAUUUUUUCUAAAAUUUAGAUUGCGAUGCGUGCAAAGACUGAGGAUACCUAAAUUGUUUUCUGUAGGGAUACAAAGUCUAAAUUUCAAUAUAAUGGAAGAGAGAUUGCUGUAAUAAUACUCAAUUAUAUUGUCAUGAAUUGUUAUAGACGAUAUAUACACUUUGUCUUUCGUACGGCGGAAGUGAAGUUUUCUUUUUUUUUUUUUAUGCUUUUGUUUUGUGUACGCUAAUUAGUAAUUGCGCCGUGUGGUUGUUAUAUAUAUAUAUAUAUAUACCUAUCUCAUACGACGAGUGAUAUAUUGUAGAUAUGUUUAAGAUAGCGAAGCUAGUCUGACUUGACGGGAAUAAAAUGAACAAUCUGAAUCGUUGAUUUGUAUUUGUACAGUGCAUUAUCAUUUUCUUUAAUUUCAUUUCAGAAUUUCUAGCCGUUUAAAAUAAGUAUAUAUACGCAUACUAACCAUUUUUUAUAUUCACCAUUUAUUUAAAUACAUCCGUUUUACAUGUGUAAUUAUAAUUAUUCCUCACUGUAAUAUCUAGUUACAUAUAAAUUGAUUUAUCACACAUAUGCGUUAUGUCUCUGUACGUGUAUAUUCCAUACGAUUAACUCGCAUGUAUAAAAUAAUUGUAAUCUGUGUAUAAAUAAAAUUCA
Molecule: messenger RNA, 2244 nt
Organism: Neodiprion virginianus
Lineage: Eukaryota; Metazoa; Arthropoda; Insecta; Hymenoptera; Diprionidae
Gene: geko
Exons: 3
Coding region: 895-1407 (170 amino acids)
Source: RefSeq, a predicted model, not a curated record